This is a messenger RNA of Pimephales promelas (fathead minnow), 1048 nucleotides long. RefSeq names its product sushi domain containing 3 (gene susd3). NCBI's taxonomy places the organism in Eukaryota, Metazoa, Chordata, Actinopteri, Cypriniformes, Leuciscidae. The record is from RefSeq and is a predicted model, not a curated record. Gene Ontology annotation, cellular component: plasma membrane.
UCUCUCUCUCUCUCUGUGUGUGCGUGUGUCUCCUCUGCGCAUGCGCCGCUCCUCGGGCUGUGGAGUGAAGUGAAGCGCUCGAGUCGAGCAACAGUUUGAAUGGCAUUCAUCAUCAGUGCGUCUGAAUCAGGAAUGGGAGACCGAACAGGUCAGUGCUCUCCGCUGCCGGCUCCGCUCAUCGGGACGCUGAAGCUGGUCUCGGGCGACGGCACCAGCGUGGGCAGUGUGAUGAGUCUGCAGUGCCCCAACACACACCACGCGGGCAGCGGCGCUCAGGUGUCGUGUGUGUGGAGCAGGAACGACACACACUGGAGCGGCGAGACACCUCAGUGCAAACCUCUGUCUCGGCUGGAGGACGACAGCUUUCGUCUAGCGGUCCUCGUGUCCUUCAUCAGCGCCACCAUCAUCCUCCUGAUGAGCAUCAUCUUCAUCACCUCCUGUCUGGUGAAACAUGUGAGACGAGAGGAGAGAAGAAAGAUGGAGAGGGCGAGAAAAAACGGGGCAUCAGAGGUGGAUCUGCAGAGAGAGCCGAUACACAACCAGAAAAACACAAACAACAACAACAACAACAACAACUACACACAGCUCACCACAACAGACACAACCACAGACAAGCAGAUCUACACUCCCUGCAGGUGUGUUGAUGAAGGGAAGCCCUAUCCUCAGAUCAUCCAUCUCAAGAUGUGUCAGAUCUCAGUGAUCCUCAGUCCUCCCGCUGACCGCCUGCUGAACACACACACCGGUGCGGGACACACACACUUCUGCCAGCCGCUCCUGCAAGAGCCCGUCUGGACCAGACCACACACACCUGCCCAUCAUAUGUGGACUGAUGAGGACUUGGUGUAAUAAUGAUGCAAACUGAGUCUGACGUCUGAAACUGAGAACUGGAACUUUUUCCUCAUGUUUUGUAUGUUGGGUUUUUUUGUUUUUUUUAAAUAAUUGUGUUUUAAAGUUCACUCUGUAGCCUAAACAUGUGACUCUGGCCUCAAAGGUAUUUAGUUAAAGUAUGCAGUACAAUGGGCAACAAUAAAUGUUUUAAUUAGCUGUA